Messenger RNA from Caenorhabditis auriculariae, 6817 nucleotides. The record is from the annotation of a GenBank genome assembly. Lineage: Eukaryota; Metazoa; Nematoda; Chromadorea; Rhabditida; Rhabditidae.
AUGUCAGCCGUCUCAAACUUCGGCGCAGCUUUGUUAGUUCUUCUUUUUAUUAUUGGUAUGUUUUUUUUUGGAAAAGUCUUAUUUUUAAUCAUCUCGAAACUGAAAAAAAUAAUCCUAUCCGUGAUAAGUUGAAUCUAGAGGUUUCUGGUUCUUUGCCGACAACGUUAUCAGAGGCGAAAAAAAGGAUCGGAGGAGUCAAAAGAAUUUUUUUCUGAUUGAUGGCUUUUUUUGAUAAUAUAGUUUAAGAUUUACAAAAGACGUGAAUUUGAAAAAAAUAUAUAUAUAUAUAUAUAUAAUAUCUCGAUCAUGAUCUAGCGGAGCAGAUAAAAGAGCGUCAAAUGCUGGUCAAGAAAAAAAAAGAUACAAGUAGCUACCGGGUAGCUACUUUAAGUUCAAUAGGGAUAUGCUAAUUGGUGGUCGUUUAUAAUAAAUCUGGUACUAUCACUAUGGUACUUGGAUGCUACCGGGUAUGUUCCUGAUUGGCUGGAAAAUCGGUCGGUUAUUUAGCACCAGUUAUUUUUAAUUCGUUCCAAGUCUUCCAAGAUCUUAUCGGCUAACGCUGAAAAAAAUAAAAUUGCGGGAAGCAUUGCCAGACUACCUGACAGCAAUAGCAAACUUGAGAUAUGUAUUUACCCGGUAUAUCCAGAUACCAUAAAGAUUUAGAAUAAAAGUAGCUACCGGCAGCUACUUUUAUCCUUUUCAUGAUUGACCUGUUUGUCUUCAAGUCCACGAACUCCUACUGUAAAAACUCGGACCUUGUAACGCGAACCGGACGCGUUUUUAGUAGCACCAGCACUCUUUGGUCUGAGCCUUAAAGCCAUCAAAUUUCUGCGUUCAGUUUGAAUUGAUACUUAAAAGUGCGCUUUUCGAUAAAAUAAAGGUUCCAUUUUUUUUUGCAAAAAACUCUGUCAUUGGCCAGACGGCACUAGAGUUACUUGAGUCAAAUUCGUUCCAAAAUCUUCUUUUUAAUAAAUUUCUUUAAUGACCAGAUUGUGAUGCGGGAGAACUGACGAGAUGCUGCGGCGGUGGCUCGCGUCACUUCAAACAGACGAGUACAUGUUCGAGUAUAAAGAGCGAAGGGACGAGUAUGACCUGUCUGCGGUGGGUUUUCAGAAUCGUUCUCACCUCUCUCGAGCUUCAGAACAGCCUCCAUUUGCUGCUUACGGUCGCUGCUUGAGAGUUCUUGUGACGAAGGAAACGAAAUCGCGAGACAAGAAGAGUCCUGUCCAGCCAACAUCAAUAUUCUUGGCGGAGGCUUGAGAAAGGUGGAUCUUUCUUUAAAGGCAUAGGGGCAGUAAAAAACGGUGUCUCAGUUCAAAGCAGUACUUUGUAGAGCUUUUCAUUGCGAAUCGAACGGUAAACUUGGAAACGUACAGAAGUUCCUAGUUUUGAAGAAAAAAUUCUUCAAAGCCGGAGAAAGGAAAGCUUGAGUUCCCGCGAAAAGGGCACUUUGCAGUAAAGUUGCUCUAUGGACAACAGGCUUCGCCAUCUUCCGGAUUUUCGCUUUUUUCUUCGUUUCUUUCAAUUUUCAAUUUUUUCUGUUGUCACCAAAGUUCUUUUCGUCACAAAAGCUUUCUAUUCAUGUAUAGUUUGCAAACUUUUGAUCGCAAAAAAAGCGUUUUUUUCGGGAAAAAAAUGAUGAUUUUACACAGGUUUCGAUUGGGAUAGCGAUUAUUUGUGUUUUUCUUUAUUAUCAAUGUGUGUUUUUCUGUUUUUCUUAAUCGAUUUUUUUCAGAGUAGAAACCCUUGAUUUGAAGCAGAUAUCCGGUUAUUUCUCACAAAAAUGCGAGUCUAAUAUGACGUCCGCAACAUCGCGUGCACGGCUACUGUAAACAUUUGUCUGUAUACCGAUCCAUAGCUUUUUUCAAAAUUAAAGGCGGGAAAGUAAAAUCGCGUUUUUCUUCUAAAGUUGUCACAUCUGUAAUUUUUUUGAGUACACCAUUCGAUUCGCAAAGAAAAACUAUAUAAGAUACUGCUUUCAUCUGAAACCCCAUUUUUUACUGCCCCUAUGCCUUUAAAAAUGCUGACUUUCGAGUCAAUUUUUUUACACACAAGGCUUGUGAUUUUUGAAACAGAAAGCAGAAAAAAAUACUUCUGCUUUUUCAGUCUUAUGUAAGCAAAAAAAAAAACGAAAAGACAAAGGUUAAAAUAAGUCGGAAAUUUUUCUCCUGGAUACUCAAGAAUUUUCGGAAAAAAAUAAAAAGAAAUCUUUACAGGAGUGCUGCGAUUGCUGUCUUCUGGCCAAAGAUCUUCUGCGUCGGAACGAGGCCUGUAUCGCUCCGACCGGCUUCUCAGCAGCUUGUCUGCGCUCCUUCAACAAAUGCUGCAACGGUCCUUUCGAGAUCACGGACGCCUCGGAAAUCAUCACAGGUGGGAUCAGAGUGUUCUCGGUUGGAAGAAGCUCCUUUGCAGGACGACCUCUGAUGGACGCCGUCAUGCAACUCGGCGACCGCUGCGCCGACACCAACUGCGAACAUCUUUGUCACGACAGGUCUAGCAGAUCAUCUCGAAUUCAUCCUUCUUGCUUUCAGAGGAGGCGAGACUGUCGAAUGCAGCUGCCGGUCCGGCUACGACCUCGGGCCCGAUGGAAUGUCGUGCGUCGGUUGGUUUAUUAUGUCAGAAAAUCGUCUUUCUUUGUUAAAGCUCUUACACUUCAUUAUGACUUGAAAAGCGUUUUUUUUUUUUUUGGAGGAAUGGGAACACGAAUUCAUGUUCCUCCUCACCACAUCUUCAAGUAACCUGACUCAUCUCUUCUUUUCAAAAAAGGCUUGUAAUAGAAACGUUAGACUUUUUUUGAAACGCUAAGAAAAGUUUUAUUGUGUAAAAACGAGUAAAGCCAUUUUUUAUUGAUGAAAAGCGUGAUUUUCGACUUAUCAGGAAAAUUUCUAAUUCUAUAAAAAUUUCUAUCUAUAGCAAUAAAAAAUAAACGAAGUUCGAUAAAUAAUUCUUGGAAAAUAUAAAGAAGAUAUUUAAGUUAAACGAACAGCAAUCGUUUAUUUUUUUCAUUUGAAAAAAAGAACGAAGUUUCGGAUUUUUCGAUUUUUCAAGUUCAAUUUUAUGAACGAUGGAAAAAGAAGUAACAAAGAUUAAAUAAAAAUCAAGGUAAAAAAAUUAAUGAACGAUCUUUUAUAAUUUGACUUUGUAAUGUUUCAUAGUACUCGUUUCAAUUCUGCCAACGCAAGCGUUUCCCUUUCCUGUGCUGUUCAAACACCUAUCCCGACCUCUCAAACCUGCGAAAUCUCAUUGAAUUUCUCUGCACUCGCUUUCCCUCUUGAAGUCUUCUGAAUCUCGUCAGAUAGAGACGAAUGCCUGGGUCGCGUCGUUCCUUGCUUGCCGACGGAGGUUUGCGUCAACACCGUCGGCGGCUAUCAAUGUCAGCGACGUUUGCCGCGAGUCGCGACGCAGAGGUUCAUUCCGAAGCGACUGCGCGACGACGUCGGCUCUUCGCGACUCAACAUGCGACUGAAGGACUCUCCGACAAAUGACGUCAGCUGUCCACGAGGAUGGCUUCUGUCUCGCGGAACUUGCGUCGGUGAGGCCUUUCUGCAAACUCGGCAAGUUUUCAUCGCUGGCUUGAGUUAAUACGAAUUUCCUCAGAAGUCGUUUUAAAAAUAUGAAUAGGUUAGCUUUACACCUCGAUACAAAGACCUUUUUUACAAGCCAGCGAUGAACGGAGUCAAAUAGUUUUAUGGUUUCACCCUUUUUUUCUGCCGCUUUUCUGCUUUUACCCUAUGUGCACUGCUUACGGAAGUAGUUUCGUUGUAAUGCCGUAUUCAAAGUAAUUUCCGCGUAAUGCAAAAUUAUCUUUGGCUCUUCAAGAUUUAGUUAUCUUUUUCUUUCUCUGACGGCUAUUCUGGAUUUCGCGGAAUCACUUUGAACACGGCAUAAGAAUCCUUUAACACAUCAAUUAUCUGAUCAAACAAUUAAACGAGUCGGCCGAGGUAUACAGACGUCGACGAGUGUCGCCUGCUCAUGGACGACUGUCUGGAGAGCCAACGCUGUCUGAACACUCCUGGAAGUUUCAAAUGCAUUCGAAUUUUGAGUUGCGGCACGGGAUACGCCAUGGACUCCGCCACUGAACAAUGCAUCGGUUUGCAGUGACUAACACUGAAGAUGCCGAAUUCUCCGACGACUUUCACCUAAUUUCAGACGUCGACGAGUGUAACCUCGGAUCUCACGACUGUGGCCCUACCUAUCAGUGCAGAAACACUCAAGGAAGUUAUAGGUAAACAUAGAAAACAAAAGAAAGAGUCAAUAUUUCGAAAACAAAAAAAAACUGGAUCAAAAAUAAGAAUUGAAUUCAAAAACGAAUAAUCUCAGCUUUUUUUUCUCUGGCUCCUUUCCUUUUAAGAAGGCUCCUUUUCCUUUUAAGAUUGAAAUUUUUGCAGAUGCGAUCCGAAAAAAUGUGCAGAUGGAGAACUUCAAAACCCGCAGACUGGAGAAUGCACUUCGAUCCAAUGUCCUCUGGGCUACUUCCCCAAAAAUCAAAUGUGCAAUGGUAACUUUUGAAGGAGUUAUUGUUUCAAAGCUCAUACAGACAUCGACGAAUGUGUGUCUGGAAAUCGAUGCGGUCCUGCUGAAGAAUGCGUGAAUACACCUGGAUCUUACAGGUUACAUAGGUUACAAGUGAAUCUGACUUUUGAACGAUGUUUUCAGGUGUCAGCAAAAGGGUAAUCUUUGCGCCCAUGGGUUCGAAGUCAACGUCAACACAGGGUUUUGUGAAGGUUUGCAAAUGUUCGCUUUUCGCUGAACAAUAUUCAGACAUCGACGAGUGCGCGACGGGGGUUUGCGGACCUUUGCUUUGCACCAAUCUGCCAGGAUCUUACAAAUGCAAAUGCAAUCCUGGAUACGAGUUCAAUGAUAAUGCAAGUCACAGUAUCAUCAUUCUCCAGCUACGUAUUCCUCUUCAGACCAAAAGGUGCGAAGACAUCGAUGAAUGUCUCAAGUUCAUGGGCCACGUUUGUGAUCACUCCGCGGAAUGUAUCAAUACGGUCAGUUAUCAAGAUUUUGAAACCUCCAGUAACCGAAUGUCUUCUUUUUUUCAUUAUCUUGGUUUGGGUCUAUGGGUCCAAAGAAGAAUAAUUUAUCAGAUUGGCUCAUUCGAGUGCAAAUGCAAGGAAGGUUUUCAACUCGCCGCAGAUGGACGACGAUGCGAAGGUUUUUUCAUACUUUUUCGCUCUUUAUCCCUCAAAAGAAAGUUAGUUGAAUCAUUUCAGACGUAAAUGAAUGUACCAGUGGAGUGGCCAAAUGCGAGCAAAAGUGUAUCAAUAUACCUGGCUCUUUCCAAUGUAUUUGUGAACGGUGAAUAUUUACUCGGACAGCUCUUUCAUUUCACCAAAAACAGAGGCUUUGCGUUAGGUCGCGACGGCGUCAAAUGCGAAGACAUCGAUGAGUGCGAGAUUUGGUCAGGCUCAGGUGAGUUGUGAAGGGUUUUCGCGGCGAAAGAAGCUUCAGGAAACGAGCUGUGCAUGGGAGGAUGUGUGAACACGAAAGGCUCUUAUCUCUGCCAAUGUCCUCCUGGUUACAAAAUUCAGCCCGACGGAAGAACAUGUGUUGGUGAGGAAUUCAAUCUAUUUUUGUCCGAAGUUAUUUCUCUCCAUUGAUAUGUUUCGAGAUCAAGCAGAUUCUGUCUCUUCAGCCAAAAAUUAAAAAAAAACCAAAACAAAGCUACGGCCAAAACGAAAAGGACACUGUUCAGACUCGUCCAGUUUUCCAUAUUUCUAGAUUAAUUUAACAACGAAAACAAUAAUUUUUGUUGAACUUGACAAAGAAGUGUUUGUUGAAGACGUGGACGAAUGUCAAGAUGGCGAGUGCGGAGGAGCGGAUAAAGUGUGUGUGAACACCCUGGGCUCGUUUAAAUGCCACCGGAUCGAGUGUCCACAAAACUACGUGCACGACUACAAUAACAAGAAGUGAGUGGCUCGCAUGCGCCUUACAUGGAAGUGACAGUCGUUGCAACCGAGUGUCGUGUGGACUUCCCGAGGAGUGCUCGAGGACGCCGCUCUACGUCUCCUGGCAGUUCAUCUCCUUGGCUCGGGCCGUGCCCAUCUCCUCGCACCGACCCUCCAUCACGCUCUUCAAGGUCUCUGCGCCCAAUCAGCCCGACUCCGACGUCCAGUUCGAGCUGCAUCUCAAGCAUGCUCUCAUCGGUUCGUGUUCUGUCUCAUUUGGUCACGAAAACUAACAAUUCUUGCACAAAAUCAGCCUGUCUGAAAGGGAGGUCAUUUUAGUGUGAAGUCUGAGAUUUUCUCAUAAAUUUGCUCAAACACUCUCCGCAGUUCUAGAUGCAAACUCCGGAUAAUCGCUACCUGCGCAACUUUUUUGUUCUUGGGCGUCAAUAUUUAAAAUUGGAAAUUUUUAAAAACUCCUAUUUUCAAGACUGAAAGCUUACACAGUUAAUGGCUAUGAGGAAUCUACCUCUAGAGCUUGAACAAGCAUUCUAUGAAAAUUCCUAACUUACUAAUAUUGAGUGUCGUUGUUUCAAAAACAUGACAGUCAGAAUUUGAUAUGGAGCAUGUCAUUCAGUCUUUGAAAACUUUCUGUUCGUUAACUGCUUGAACUGUGUGAUUGGUCAGAGAAGCCGCAUGUUCUGCCGGCUGUCCGAGCCAACUUCUUGCUCCAAAAAGGAGACAAGAGGAACAGCGCGGUGGUGACGCUGAGGGACAGUCUCGACGGACCGCAGUCGAUCCAGUUGGAGCUGGUCCUGAGACUCUCCAGACGCGGCAAGUCCGUCAACACCUACGCCGCCAACCUCGUCGUCGACGUCUCUGCCCACAAGAGACACACCACCAUUCAUCCCCCUGUCCUUCGAUACUAG